This is a messenger RNA of Ctenopharyngodon idella (grass carp), 3347 nucleotides long. RefSeq names its product protein lifeguard 3. The transcript is spliced from 11 exons. Lineage: Eukaryota; Metazoa; Chordata; Actinopteri; Cypriniformes; Xenocyprididae. Gene Ontology annotation, biological process: negative regulation of apoptotic signaling pathway. Gene Ontology annotation, cellular component: Golgi apparatus; endoplasmic reticulum; membrane. Bases 2026 to 3018 code for a protein of 330 amino acids. The record is from RefSeq and is a predicted model, not a curated record.
UAAUGUUAGAAUAAUGUUAAAAUAACGUUAGAAUAAUGUUAGAAUAAUGUUAAAAUAACGUUAGAAUAAUGUUAAAAUAACAUUAAAAUAACGUUAGAAUAAUGUUAAAAUAACGUUAGAAUAAUGUUAGAAUAAUGUUAAAAUGAGGUUUAAAUAACGUUAGAAUAAUGUUAGAAUAAUGUUAAAAUAACGUUAGAAUAAUGUUAAAAUAACGUUUAAAUAACAUUAGAAUAAUGUUAGAAUAACAUUAGGGGAACAUUAAAAUAACGUUAGAAUAAUGUUAAAAUAACGUUUGAAUUACGUUAGAAUAAUGUUAGAAUAACAUUAAGGGAACGUUAAAAUAACAUUAGGGGAACAUUAAAAUAACGGUAGAAUAAUGUUAAAAUAACUUUAGAAUAAUGUUAGAACAACGUUAAAAUAACGUUAGAAUAAUGUUAGAAUAACAUUAGGGGAACGUUAGAAUAACAUUAAGGGGAACAUUAAAAUAACGUUAGAAUAAUGUUUGGGGAACGUUAGAAUAACGUUAAGGGAACGUUAACAUAACAUUAGGGGAACAUUAUUAUAUAUACAGCAAAUAUACAGCUGUCGAAAUCCGAACGUGCCAUGCCUACUGUGUUCACGCCUUUUACACGGUUUUGACCAGCGGAUGUCGCUAGCGUUCCACUCCCUUCUGGUCCGCAUGCUUAGAAAUAAUACGAGAGACGUAUUAUGAGGAACUAAGGCAUUAUUAUGAGAAAAGGUCAAAAUUACGAGAAAGUUUCUCAUUAUUAUUAUCAUAUUUUUUUUUACUCAAGUGUGGUACCCAAGCUGCACACAAGAAAGUCUCCUCUUCCGCCUCAAAACUCCGCCCACACGCCACUUGAUUGACAAGCCUCAUUUGAAUUUGAUUUAACGUUUGCUGUGUCAGUUUGAGCAUUUGAUGUGCCGUUAGCAAUGUCGGUUUGAACAUUUGAUUUUUUAUUUGCGAUGUCGGUUUGAGCGUUUGAUUUAUAAUUUGAGCAUUGAAAUAUAGAUUUAAUUAUGACAGAUUUACUGGGUUGAUAAUGAAAAUUAAAAAUCAAAUACAAAUUAGUUUUAAUUUGAUUUUUGAUACAGUUCAUGCUUCCCCGAAUCAGGAAAUGAAAUUGCAUUUGAGCAUUUGAUUUUUGAGCAGCCGUCUGAGAGUUUGAUUUAUUAUGUAAUAAUUUGAGCAUUUGAUUUAUUUGAGCAGCUGUUUUGAAACUUUGAUUUAUUAUUUGAUCUUUUUAAGCAUUUGAAUUUGAAUUUUGUUAGGAAAAAACCAUACAUGAGUGUCCAAAUGAAGUUAUGUUUUAUGUUUUAGCGCCGUCUGUUGUUAGACAGAUUUUACUACACGAUCGUUAACUAAUGAUGAUCGUCAAAGCUCUUACAUUAAACAAGUCCGUCUGAACUUGUUGAAUACAAAGUGUUAAGAAUAAGGCACUAUCCUGUGAAGAUAAUAGCCUACUGUCCAGGUCAUCAAAAAAAAGAAUGAAUAUUUCGCAAAACAAACAACAAAAAACAAAACAGUGGUCACACUAUACGGUAUUUUGGUGAGAAGAUGAGAAGAUGACUAAUUCGGUAAAUAGAUACUGAGCCUAGUCCAGUGAGGACAGUACCCUGGAAACUGGAGACGGCGCAACUCCUCCUAGUUGUGUUGCUUAGUUCCAGCUAAUCAGAAGGCUCCAAAGCGCACCUCGCGCUCUUCACUACAUCACCCGCUGCGUUAUUUACGUAGAGCAGAACGAGUUCACUCUGAAGUCCCGUUGCUGAGGUCACAGCUAACGUGGUAAGCAAAAUAUUACUACAUUAAUGUACAAUUAUUAUGAUUAUGUUGAUGACAACCUGGCAAAACAGUUAAGAACAGGUCGCUUUUGUUGUUUAAGAAACUUAAAAUGAAAAUAAAGUGUAAAUACUGUAUUGUUUAUAUGUGUUUAGUAUAUAAUGAGUCUAUCUUCUUGGACUGCGUGAAUGGAUAUUUCGAUAUUAUUUAUCAUUCUAUUUGUAUGUAGGCUAUGUGUGUAAAUAAUGAGAGAGAGAGAGAGAGAGAGAGAGAGUAUUCAUAUAGGUAUUUAUGUCUUGUGUUUCAGGGACAUCACAAUGUCAAAGUCAGAUCCCCCUCCAAGUUACGAAGAGUCAAGACAGCAGCAUGGAAACUAUCCAUACCCUCCCUACGGAUAUCCAGCCCAGCCAGGAGUGUACACGGGCCCAGGACAGCCAGGCAUACACCCCCAGACAGGGCUGUGGCAUGGCCCUGGAUACCCCCCUCCAGCAAUGCCGUCCUUAAUAACACCAGGAAUAUUUUCCUCCAACCUAAGAGACGCAGAGGGCAUCUCAUCGACUGGCAUAUGGGACAGCAUGAGUGUUCGGCAUGCUUUCAUAAGAAAGGUUUAUCUUAUAUUAGCCGCCCAGCUGUUAAUCACUUCUUCAAUCAUUGCGGUGUUUACGUUUGUUGAGCCUGUGCGUCUUUUUGUGAUCCAAAAUCCUGCCAUUUAUUGGGCAUCAUUCCCCGUGUAUCUUGUUACUUACCUUAUGCUGGUUUGCUGUGAGGGGCCGAGGAGACGUCAUCCAUGGAAUUUAAUACUCCUGUUAAUUUUUACCCUUACGUUGUCUUACAUGACAGGAGCAAUAUCAAGUUAUUUUGACACUAAAGCAGUGUUCCUGGCCCUGGGGAUCACAGCAAUAGUGUGCGUAAUCGUCACAGUCUUCUGUUUUCAGACCAAGGUUGACUUCACCUCCUGUACAGGUCUUCUCUGUGCUCUUUGUGUAGUCGUCCUGGUGACUGGCAUCAUCACAUCCAUUGUGCUCUCCUUUCAGUAUGUGCCCUGGCUGCACAUGCUGUAUGGUGCUUGUGGAGCGAUAGUCUUUACCUUGUUUCUGGCCUACCACACACAGUUGCUCAUUGGAAACCGAGCGAACGCCAUCAGCCCUGAGGAAUAUGUCUUCGGAGCUCUUUCCCUCUACGUCGAUAUCGUCCAGAUCUUUAUUUUCCUCCUGCACAUCACAGGGAGCUCUGAGUAAACGCACACAUGCGUUUGAGCGUUUCUGUUUCAGAGACUGACCUUUCUUUGAGCUUAUCUUGACUUUUUCAAUCACAUGAAUCUCAAAUAUCACCUUCAGCACUACUGACUGUUAUUAGAAGUAUUUUGUGUUGUGUUGCAUAAUAGGUUGCUCAUACUUCUACUAGAAUGUCACUCUAUAAUAAGCACUUUAUUUUUGUAACGCUCCAUCUGUUUAUUUGCAUUUUGAAGAGCCUGAGUGUGUACUAAAACAACUCCACUGUGAUUUGAUAAUUGUAUUAUCAAUAUUUAGCCUACAACCUGAAGGGAAAUAAAAUCAAGAGAAACAAU